Messenger RNA from Sphaeroforma arctica JP610, 1352 nucleotides. RefSeq lists its product as hypothetical. The coding region runs from base 1 to 393 and encodes 130 amino acids. The record is from RefSeq and is a predicted model, not a curated record. Lineage: Eukaryota; Ichthyosporea; Ichthyophonida. The transcript is spliced from 3 exons.
AUGACCGGUCGACCGGAAGGUACCAAUGUUGCGUGUCCGUGGGGCUAUGGAGACGACUUCGAUACGUUCAAGGUUCCCACACCUCUGCGAACUAUCCAAGACCGCAUCAUGAAGUCUGAGCACUUCCAUGUAGGUGCGCCAAGAGAUAUUACAGUCAAUUAUCGCCAGCACUCUCUCUUCAAGUUAGACCCCCAUUAUGACCCCCGUACAGACGGGGGCAAUAUUUUUAUCAUCAACUUCUUAUCGUACGUGGUGUUGACACUAACGCCUGAACACCCGGUCAACCAUGGUCUCCAGACAGACGAUGGCAGUAUCGUCGACUGGUUCGGCGACCAAAAGACUUUGCUCAAGCGCGAUUCCGAGCGCUUCAGUGUUGUGAUGGCGUUCGAGUGAGUAAGGCAUGGUACUUACCACAAACAUCACGUGGCUUCAGACUCCCAUCGGUUUUAGACCGUAAUUUUGCCAUCUGUUUGUGGGUUCGUACUGAUCAUUUGUGGCACGUCAUUGAAUGUACACCAAAGGACUACCGGCAUGUGACUACCCACACUGAUGCAUUCGGUUAAUAGGUGGUAUUUGCACACGCAUAUACACAGCUAUGUACACAGAUACAUACACAGCUAUACGCCCGCUCUGACACCAGUACCACGCUGUGGUCUAUAGCUAUGUGAAAGCUCGCACCAACAGUUAGAUCGCGACAACCCCAUUUCAGCACCCAAAGCCAAUUGAGACCCACACCCACGUGUUAUUCGGCCCUGUCCAGUUGUUUUACAGCGCCCCGUAUUUAAAAACAGGACAGGUGCGGUACUUGAGGGCAACUACUGUAUGUAAUGUACAGUAAACGGGGCUGCAGUAUAUCUGGAGGGGACAGGCACCAACAGUGCUAGUUGCUGGUUGGAGAGCUAUGCGGUUGGCUGUGGCCAGGUUAGUGUUGUGUCAUAGACUGUACACUUCCGGAUGAGAAGGGGAAAGAAAAUGGGUGCAGCCCGUGACCAAAGGCACCAGAGAGGUACGCAGGGCAACCGUGGGUCAAGCCAGCAACCCCAAUGAAACUUAGGACUCAGUGAAACGGACCGAGUAGCUGGUGCAUUUGUUCGGGAAUCGACCUUUUGAGUUGAGUGAGACAGGGGGGGCACUGGCAGGCGGUAGGCCAGAACAUACUACCACCACAAAACAGACCAAUUGGAAUGGACAGCCAUGUACCUAUGGAAUUAACUUUGUGCCGAUCUGAUUGGUUGAGGCUCAGUUUGAUCUGCGUGUAGCAUAAACAUAUCACGUGGCUAUGCCGUCAUGUCCAGUGGGCCAAAUGUGUCCUGUGGAGCAGUUCAGCGCCAUAUAAAGUAACUAAUACCUAC